This is a messenger RNA of Tauraco erythrolophus (red-crested turaco), 371 nucleotides long. NCBI's taxonomy places the organism in Eukaryota, Metazoa, Chordata, Aves, Musophagiformes, Musophagidae. The record is from RefSeq and is a predicted model, not a curated record.
ACGUUAAAACACUGGUGGAAAGAUGUCCGUUUCUCAUCCACUUAGAUCUAAGUGACAGCGUGAUGUUGAAGCCUGAGUGCUUCCCGUAUUUUCAUCAACUUGUCUUUCUACAACAUCUGUGUCUUAGCCGAUGUUAUCAGAUAUCACCUGCUGCCUUAGUAGAACUUGGUGAAAUUCCAACAUUAAAGACUCUUCAGGUAUUUGGAAUAGUGACUGAUAGCUCCCUACAGCUCCUCAAGGAAACGCUUCCUGACAUGGAAAUCAAUUCUUCGCACUUUUCAAGUAUCGCAAGGCCAACUGUUGGCAGUAGUAAUGAUGAGAUUUGGGGCAUCAAAUGCAGAUUGAUGCUGAGGAAUCCUAGUGGCUUAUGA